AGAGCGGCGUCGGGAGGCUCAGUGUAAGAGAGGCGUCGGUGGAGGACGCAGUGGUGACGAACUCUUCGAAAAGUGAGGAGAAGAAGAGCGUGUGCGAGGGAGGAGAAUCGAGAGAGUUUGGAGAGAAAGAGGAGAUAGAUAGGGAAGGGGAAGCGCACACCGACGUCCCAAACGAUCUCUCACGAACGAACGAUCGACUGAAAUUAACCUUUUCCUUAAUCCCCCAAGUGUCCCUUCGUAACCCCCCGCAAAAACGAGUUCGCUCGUUCUUUUCCUUCAACCCCGUGCUCUCCCCCCACGCAUUGUUCCCAAACUUACUCCCCUUGUUUCCUUUCCCUUUUUCCUUUUGUUUACUUUCUUUCGACGACGAAACGAACACAGAACGAAUAACCGAUACCUCGAGCUAUGGCAGCCACCGCCAUGGAUCCAGUCGACAUUGCUAAUAUCCUCGCGCAGGAACUGCUUUAUCAGCAGCGAGAAUCUAUUUUUCACGGUAUAAUGUUACGCGCACGUGCGGUCGAGGGAGGCUUGGUGGUGGUUCCCCCACAGCUGGUAUCUCUGGACGGAUUACACAGCGGAGUGCCGACCAGAACGACGCCGACGUUGACGCCGACGACGCUUCGAAGCAUCGAACAAACAUUCUUGGAGCUGACCAGCGAGUCAGCGUCGCACAGUCGCGAGGCAGGGUUCGUGCCGCCGUUGGUGGAACCCUCGCAGCCGACGCCGGCACAGACGCAAAAUACGACGGCGCAUCACACGAUUAUCACGACCGCUGCCGGCCCCGUGGCCGCCAACACCACCCUCGUGGAGAGCCAUCAGACGCAACCGCAGCAGCCAACGAGGCGCAACAUGGGUGGUAGAAGGCCCACCAGGACGAUCGGGAUGACACCCGAGGAGGAGGAACGACGACAGAUACGUCGCGAAAGAAACAAGAUGGCAGCAGCCAGAUGCCGCAAGCGAAGAAUGGAUCACACAAAUGCCUUGCUAGAAGAAACAGAGGACUUGGAACAAAAGAAACAAAGCUUGCAGGAAGAGAUCCAUCAGCUGGAGCAGGCCAAAGACGAGCUGGAGUUCAUCCUGAAGGCGCACAGGGCCGUUUGUCGGCUUCGUUCCGCGUCUCCUCCGGACGUGAAGCCCGUGAUAAAGCCCGAGGUUCCGAUAGAGGAACAGCAAUUCGUAGCCAACUCGAAACGCGAGUCCGUGCACGCCGCGAGACCGAACAGACCGAACUCGUUGCCGGUUGGCUUCGACAACAACAACAGACCAAAUUCCUUGCCGAUUUUUACCGAACCGAAAGAGAGGCCCGACUCGCUGACGUUCAAAACGGUCGAGACGCCGUCCUUCAUGAAACCGUCGCUGGACAUCGCGGGGAUGCCGAUCACGACCCCCACCAGCGGCAUACCGUUUAAUUUCGAAUCGCUGAUGGAAGGUGGUACCGGUCUGACGCCUGUCUCGACCCCCCUGAUACCAUCCUGUUCCACGCAGCAGAGAAACAAUCUGGCAGCCGUAGACCUCAGCUCCCCGGAUGCGAAUCCGCCGAAGCUCGUGAGUUUGUGACGCCAAGAGGGCCUCGAAUACGGAUCGAACGAGGACGAUCCAGAAUGAAGAGACGUUGUUUUUCGCCAACUACUUUGUUUUGCGGAUGAAUCGUUACAAAAUAUGUACAGGAGGAGGGAGGAACCAUGACGCGUGAGGGAAACUUGACGAAUUCUUUUCUACAUCACCCAGUUGCCAUACGUUGAACCGCCGAAGUACAUCGAUCUCGUCGGGCAGUAUUAAAACCGGGGAACCCUCCGCGACGGAAUUUGCCCUUUCUCCUGAUAUCUUUCACUUCGGAGAGCCGAGAUCGUACUUUGCUUCUCAUCGGGAAUCGAUGGAGAAACACGCCGUACGAUGCAUUUCUGGAUGACUCGUUUGUAAAGAAGAAAUAAACAAAAAACACGUUGCAAUAAAGGGAUGAUAGUUGCACUGUUA
Messenger RNA from Hylaeus volcanicus, 1974 nucleotides. It is a transcript of the gene kay, whose product is annotated as transcription factor kayak. Lineage: Eukaryota; Metazoa; Arthropoda; Insecta; Hymenoptera; Colletidae. The record is from RefSeq and is a predicted model, not a curated record. Gene Ontology annotation, biological process: regulation of transcription by RNA polymerase II. Gene Ontology annotation, molecular function: DNA-binding transcription factor activity, RNA polymerase II-specific; RNA polymerase II cis-regulatory region sequence-specific DNA binding. The coding region runs from base 406 to 1557 and encodes 383 amino acids. Gene Ontology annotation, cellular component: nucleus. The transcript is spliced from 4 exons.